UGGAGCUUGGAAAGUUCUGCACACUUUGAAAGGUUUCAGUCAUGAAGCCUUGCGUGGUUCUAGCUCUGUUCCUCGUCGCUUUUGCGGUCGCGACCUCCGCCGCUGAUUUAGGACAUACAGAGGCAGCUCACAUAGUAAAAAGAGAAACGAUCCGAGGACCAGAGUUCCCGAACCGAUGCGUGUUUUACCAGUGCAGUGCUAGCUGCAGACAACGAGGCUACAAGUCAGGUGGCUACUGCACCCUUGGUGGAUGCCAAUGUGUGCGAUAGUCACUUGUAGUGUAAUUUUUAAUCUUGUAUUGAAUUUGAAGCUCUCGUCUUACCAUGUUCGUAUUAUUAGUUGUAAGUCAAACAUGAAAUAAACUGUUUUACAUUUUAAUUUUAAUACAUGGAAUGUGUUUGUUGAA
Molecule: messenger RNA, 406 nt
Organism: Spodoptera litura
Lineage: Eukaryota; Metazoa; Arthropoda; Insecta; Lepidoptera; Noctuidae
Product: gallerimycin-like
Source: RefSeq, a predicted model, not a curated record